AUGCAUCGAUUCGGCGGCGGCAUAUCCGCCUUGGAACGGCACAAACAGGCUCAACGCUCCUUCGCCGAACUCUCCUCUGAAAUCUCCCAAACACAAAUAUCCAACCUCCAGGCCCAGCUCGCCCACUUCCGCAAAGCGCUCGCCCAGUUCGCCUCCACCCACCGCGACAAGAUCGCCAAGGACCCCUCCUUCCGGCACGCCUUCCAGCAAAUGUGCUCCUCCAUCGGCGUCGACCCGCUCGCGGGCCCGCGCCGCGGCGGCUGGUGGGCCGAGCUCACCGGCAUCGGCGACUGGCAGCACGAGCUCGGCGUGCAGAUCGUCGACGUCUGCGUCAGCACGCGCGAGCGCAACGGCGGCCUCAUCGACCUCGCCGAGCUCAUUCGCCUCGUGAGCAGGCUGCGCGGGCCCGGCGGGCAGGUCACCGAGGACGACGUCGCGCGCAGCAUCAAGACGCUCGAGCCGCUCGGCGCGGGCUACCAGGUUGUCGACGUCGGCGGGGGAAGGAAGAUGGUCAGAAGCGUGGUCAAGGAGCUGGACGACGACCAGAUGGUCGUCAUCGCUGUCGCGCAGGACGGUGGCGGGAGGGUCGAGGUGGACGGGCUUGUGGAGAAGAGGGGGUGGACGGUCGAGCGGGCCAGGGCGGCGUUGGAGAAUAUGCUACUCAGGGACGGUCUUUGCUGGCUGGACGAACAGGACGAGAGCUGCCCGCAAGUGUACUGGGUCCCUUCGGCCAUGCAGUGGGACGAGUGAGCUCCAGGGCUCUACACAAGUUCCUUACCCACAGACUUUGCCUUGGACUGCUCUCUCAACUCGCUCCGGAAACUGCCUCCCGCUCAAUCCUGGCCGCAUAUUCCGACAUUCAUUCCCCACGAGCCUCAGUGCCGACUCUUCUCCCUACGACUGUGUCUGUGUCCGGAUAUGUUAUUGUCUCCACCCAGUGCGGUACUGACCGUCUUCGAGCUGUAACCUCAGGACGUACUCAGUCUGUCCACCCAAGGCAGCACUUCAUCCUCCACGAAGAGCUACCACUCUGUUUACUCCGGGUAUGC
Messenger RNA from Gloeophyllum trabeum ATCC 11539, 1049 nucleotides. RefSeq names its product winged helix DNA-binding domain-containing protein. The transcript is spliced from 2 exons. Gene Ontology annotation, biological process: protein transport to vacuole involved in ubiquitin-dependent protein catabolic process via the multivesicular body sorting pathway. The record is from RefSeq and is a predicted model, not a curated record. Lineage: Eukaryota; Fungi; Basidiomycota; Agaricomycetes; Gloeophyllales; Gloeophyllaceae. Gene Ontology annotation, cellular component: ESCRT II complex. Bases 1 to 750 code for a protein of 249 amino acids.